CAGACGCGUCUGGCUCUGCCUCUCUGUGCCGAGCGCUGGCGAUCGGAGUCACCCGGCCUUGUUCUGAGGCUGGGCACCAAGCUCCUGUCGCUGGCUACACUGAGAGUGCUCCCAAAUUCAAACCCAGAUCCUUCUGCCAGGCAGAAGCACGGGUUCAAACAUGGAGUUUACUGGAAAAGGAAAAACCUCUGAAGGAAAAGGCCUGUCUGGCUACCCGCUUGCCAAGAUGUUUUCCCUGGCCAGUCCCUCUAUGCUCCUUCCCUCCAAGCCAUUGCCUCCCAUCCAGAAGAGCUCUCCUUCUACCAAGCCAAGCCUGAUAUGCAGCAGAGAGCAGGAGAAUGGGAAAGAUGGCAUUGGCUAUGCUGAGGGCAGGAGAAAAGAAGAGGAGCUGAGUUCAGAGGGACAAGGACAUAAGGCUUCCUUGCUGUGUUCCAGUGGAGGGGAUAUGAAGAAGGGGUCAUUGGGACCACCUCUGAUCCCCCCCAUAGGCAAGGCAGUAAGUCCCUCUCUUGGCAGUGCUGCGGGCUCUCUGCAAAGCUCUCUGCAGCUGGAAUUCCAGGAGUCCCAGGGGAUGAGGUCAGGAUGCAGCAGCAGAAGCAAGGAGAACUCUGAACAUGCAGGCGUGACUAGGUUCAUUUUCUCCAAGUCUUUCCGGCCAUGUCCCUCUUCGCUCCUUCCCUCAAAGCCAUUGCCUCCCAUCAGGAUCAGCUCUCCUUCUUCUAACAAUAAUAAAAUGUACAGCAUGGAGAAAGAGAACAAGCAAAGUGGCACUGGCUAUGAUAAUGACAGUAGAAAACACCAGGAGCAGAGUUCAGAAGAAAAAUGUUAUAAGGCUUCCUUGCUGUAUUCCAGUGGAGGGGAUAUGAAGAAGGGGUCAUUGGGACCACCUCUGAUCCCCCCCAUAGGCAAGGCAGUAAGUCCCUCUCUUGGCAGUGCUGUGGGCUCUCUGCAAAGCUCUCCGCAGCUGGAAUUCCAGGAGUCCCAGGAGAUGAGGCCAAGAUCCAGCAGCAGAAGCAAGGAGGAGAACUCUGAACAUGCAGGUCUCUCACUGAGCCAGGCCAAGGAGAUGGAUCAUCACACCGAUCCUGGUCUUACGCGUGACACAGACCUGAGGGAAGGUUUUGGAAAGAUCCGUGCUGCAUUGUGCAUGUUGGCUCAAAAGAACUUAGAGCGGAAGGAUGCAGAGCUUUUGGAGAGAGACAUGAAGAAAAGGAGGCAAAGGAAAACAUCCUUGCAGCCCAUUCUGGAGACAGUUGAGCCCAGGGAUGAAGCUGAAGCAAGCUUUAGCCUCCCACCUGUUGAUGGCACAGCUUCUAGAGUGCAGAGAAAACAGCCUGGUAGUGCCUUGAAGAAGAAGGUCUUGAAGAAGCAGGACAAUGUGUCCUUACUGCCCAAUAGGCCCAUCAUCCAUGGGGAUGGCAGCUUCCCACGCAGCUCCUCAGUGACCUCGCAGACGGCCACUGGUGCCCAGCGCCGAGAGGAGCCGCUCCGUGGGCAUGGGCAGAAGGACAGAGCCUCUCCAGACCCACAGCACUCCUUGCUGGAGGCACUCUCCUUGCUCGGCAGCGAUGACUGGGAGAUGAAGGAGAAGGGACUCUACAACAUCAAACACCUGGCUGGGUCCCAUUCAGAGGUCCUGCUGUGUAGACUUCAUGACGUUUGCUUGGCAGUUACCAACGAGGUGGCCAACCUCCGUUCCAAGGUGUCCUACUCUGCAAUUGUCACUCUGGGAGAGCUCUUUGUGACCUUGAAGAAGAACAUGGACUCUGAGGUGGAUGAGGUUGCUCGGGUCCUUCUGCAGAUGGUGUCCAACUCCCCAGAAUUUGUUCAGAAAGCAGCCAGUCAGACCCUGGGGAUCAUGGUGGAGAAUGUGACUCCUGCACGAGCAAUGACUGCUCUCAUGGACAUGGGAGUCAAGUAGGUUGUUCUUCUUUUAGUGAUAUUCUUCACCUUCUAGUGUGUGGGAGGGAGAAGGGAUGAGACAGAGAAUGGGAAUGGUGGGAGGGAAGGGUCCUGUAUGCUGCAUCUUCUGUGAACUCAGUGACUUCAUUCUCCAAUCAACAUAAUUUCUCUCUUCUUGUCACCUGUUUCUGCCCUCCUGCAGCCUAUCAGUUCUCAGAAUCCCAGAACUUUAGAAUAUGGGGAGUUGGAAGGGGCUCAUCAGGACCAUUGAGUCCAGCUCCUGGCCUUGCACAGAACAGCCCAAGGGUCACACCAAGUGCCUGAGAUUGUUGUCCAAAUGUUUCUUCAACUCUGUCAGGCUUGGUGCUGUGACCACUGCCCUGGGGAGCCUGUUCCAGUGCCCAACCACCCUCUGGGUGAAAAACCUUUUUCCUGAUACCCAAAUGAAAGCUCCUCUGACUCAGCUUCCUGCUGCUUCCUGGAGUUCUCCCAGGCUGUCAGAUUUUCCUAGCUGUGGUGACUGGUGGGGAAGUGAAAGUGCCUGCAAAGCCUGAGGAUAGAGCCUUGUCCUUUUGUGGCAAGAGGGACAAUUGCAAUUGCAGCUGUGAGUGGUGUUUGGUAUUUCACAGCACUAACCACAGGGGCCCUGGGAAAACCAUGUCUCCUCAUGAUGCCAUUAGCUUGAGAAAGGAGGAGGGUACUUGCUGGGGCGUGGAGCACAUGGGGGACAAUCUGCUGGGUGUGGCACAGCCUGCACAGCAGGUGCAGCUCCUGCCAAAAGGAGUUUUGUAUGACUGUCCUGGCCAUAGAACUCUACUUUCUAUUCAAACUCAUGUUUCAUGUUAGCCUUGGGAUGAUGAAUCACUUUAAAGGCACCUUCACAGCCUGACUGCCAUGGAACAGUUGAAGCACAUGCUGCCUUAAAUGUUGGUGCUGGGCCUGAUAGUUCCCAAGAGACACUCUCUAGAACAGGACAGCCUGGUUAAACUGCCUGUCCCUCCUUUCCUCAGCUUUGGAAUAGGGUAAAACAUUCAGAUGUAUCCGUUGCCAAGCCUCUCAGAAGAAACAGGCUGCAUUGCUGGAUAUUCUGCAACUUCAUGGCCCACAACAUGUUUUCCCUGCAUUUGUUUCUUCCCAGAGGUCUGCAGAUUUGGGGAUCAUGGGUGGAAAGAGCCUCAAUCCUGCUGCAGCUCUGUGUACUGGCUGCCCUCUGAUGGGUCAGCAUGAGUUGUCUUUAAUUUCUAAAUCAUUCAUAUGUAAUCUAUUUCCUUAAUCUUUCUCAGAGUAAAUACUGUGAAAGGAGCUGGGUAUCAGAGAGUGCAGGGAGACUGAAUUCCUCCCUCUGCCUUGCAGGCAGUCCUUCUGUACAAUGCUAGCUUUGUGUUUACCUGAGUUCAGAACCUUCUAGCGGUGUCUAAAGUUGCAGGGAGAAGCCAGGCCUCCUUCCCCCAGC
Passer domesticus (house sparrow) is the source of this 3355-nucleotide messenger RNA. Its product is annotated as TOG array regulator of axonemal microtubules protein 2-like. The coding region runs from base 161 to 1921 and encodes 586 amino acids. The record is from RefSeq and is a predicted model, not a curated record. Gene Ontology annotation, biological process: microtubule cytoskeleton organization. Lineage: Eukaryota; Metazoa; Chordata; Aves; Passeriformes; Passeridae. Gene Ontology annotation, molecular function: microtubule binding. The transcript is spliced from 13 exons. Gene Ontology annotation, cellular component: cytoplasmic microtubule; cilium.